Messenger RNA from Myotis daubentonii (Daubenton's bat), 5795 nucleotides. It is a transcript of the gene CFAP65, whose product is annotated as cilia and flagella associated protein 65. Gene Ontology annotation, cellular component: cytoplasm; sperm flagellum. The record is from RefSeq and is a predicted model, not a curated record. Gene Ontology annotation, biological process: sperm axoneme assembly. Lineage: Eukaryota; Metazoa; Chordata; Mammalia; Chiroptera; Vespertilionidae. The transcript is spliced from 34 exons. The annotation marks the transcript as partial.
ACAGGUUGCAUACUGGUAGAGAAAACCCAGAAGACUGAGAGCCCUCCAGUCUCAUUAGCCUCUUUGCUCCUUAUUCUUCUCCUCACAGGAUCAAGACACAUUCAGAGGAAAGAUACAGAGAGCAAAAGCCAGACAAAGCUCCAAACUGCCCCAAGCCCCAUCACAAGAACGAGAGACAGCAGGGAUUAUACCAUGACUUCCACAUCAUACCUGAGUACCAGCACCACGGCCAUUCCCACUGUCACUGGCAGCAGUAUUGCCAUGAGUGUCUGCAGCAGCAGCAGCAAUGUCAGUGCCCAUCCAACCAGCUCCAGGGACACUCGGGCGUGCUUCUCAAAGAAGGACAAAGUGAAGACGAAGGUCAUCUGGGGCAUUGAGGUGGCUGAGGAGCUGCUAUGGAAAGGCUGGGAACUAGGGAAGGAGGUCACCAAGAACCUGGUUCUGAGAAAUCGAUCCUUGAAAAUCCAGAAGAUGAAGUACAGGCCCCCCAAGACCAAGUUCUUCUUCACGGCCAUGCCUCAGACCAUCUUCCUGAGCCCGGGCAUAACCUUCACACUCCCCAUCAUCUUCCGGCCUCUGGAGGAGAAGGAGUACACGGACCAGCUGUGGUUUGAGAAAGAAGAGGGGAAGUUCUUUGUGGACCUGAGGGCCACCCUGCCUUGCCACAGUCUGAUCUGCCCACCGUCCCUGCAGUUGCCCAUGUGUGCCAUGGGGGACAUGGCUGAGGCCUGGUUCUGCCUGGACAAUGUAGGGGACCUGCCUACCUUCUUCACCUGGGAGUUCUCAAGCCCAUUCCAGAUGCUGCCCAGCACGGGCCUGCUGCAGCCAGGACAGGCUUGCCAGAUCAAAGUGACCUUUCAGCCCCUUAUGGCUAUCAUCUAUGAAGUCCAGGCCACAUGCUGGUAUGGGGAGGGCAGCAAGCAGAAGAGCAGCAUCCAGCUGCAGGCUGCAGGCAAAUGCGCCCAGCUGCUAGUGAGCAUAAAGGGACCAGAGGACCAGGAUGUCGAGGGCUUCCAGAAAGUGCUGCACUUCGGCUCCGUGGCUGUGGGCUGCACCGCCGAGAGGCAAAUCACGCUGUAUAAUCCAUCAGUGGUGAGUGCCCCCUUCAGGAUUGAAGUAGCUCAAGACAUGCUGCCCAAAGACCAGGCCUUCUCAUGCCCCACGGCCUGUGGCAUCGUGCCUCCAGGAAAGAAGAAAUAUGUAUCGGUGUUUUUCCACCCCAAGACCUUGGACGUCAGAACUAUGGACUACGUGACUGUUAUGCCCUCUGGCUGCGCCUCCCAAACCCUGGUCAAAGUCGUUGGUUUCUGUAGAGGUCCUGAUGUGUCCCUGCAGCACUACUGCAUCAAUUUCAGCUGGAUCCACCUCGGAGAGCGCUCAGAGCAGUCCCUGUGGAUAGAGAACAAAUCGGACUGCACGGCCCACUUCCAGUUUGCCACUGACUGCCAGGAGAGUGUCUUCAGCAUCAGGCCCAGCUUCGGGACCCUGGUGGGCAAGGCUCGCAUGACCCUGCUCUGUGCCUUCCAGCCCACUCACCCCAUCAUCUACUUUCGGCGGGUGGCCUGUCUCAUCCACCACCAGGACCCACUGUUCCUGGACCUGAUCGGGACCUGCCACUCAGACAGCACCAAGCCGGCCAUUCUGAAGCCUCAGCACCUCGUUUGGUACCGCACACACCUGGCUCGGGGCCUGACGCUCUACCCCCCUGACAUCCUGGGCCAGAUGCUGAGCGAGAAGAAGCUGGAACAGGAUAAGAAUGGAGCCCUCAUGAUUCCCAUGGAGGACCUGGAGGAUGUGCCGGCGCCGCAGUAUCCCAUCAUCCCCCCCAUGACUGAGUACUUCUUCGAUGGCACCAAGGACUUGGCCAUCUUCCCCCCGCCCGUCAGCCUGGAGCCUGUUGAGGUGGAUUUUGGUGCCUGCACCGGACCUGAGGAUCCCAACCCUGUCCCGCUGUGCCUGGUGAACCACACCAAGGGCAGGAUCACUGUGGUCUGGACACACAGGUCUAACUGCCCCUUCUGGGUGACCCCAGAAACCUGCGAUGUGCCCCCGCUCAAGUCCACGGCCAUGCGCCUGCACUUCCACCCGCCUCACCCAAACUCUCUCUAUGUGGUGGAGCUCGAAGCCUUCGCCAUCUAUAAGGUCCUGCAGAGCUUCAAUAAUAUUGAGGAGGACUGCACUGUAUGCCCCUCCUGGUGCCUGACACUUCGGGCACAAGGCCACAGCUACUGUGCUGGCUUGGAGCACCACAUCCCCCAGUAUUCCCUGGAUGCCCCCCAGCUGUUUCCUGCAGUGUCUCCCAGUGAGGCCUCCUACCGCAGCCUGCUCCUCACCAACAAAGGCUCCCUGCUGCUGACCUUCAACCUGGCCCCCAAGAGCAGCCCAGACAUCUCCCUGCGGCCCAGCUCGGGCCUCCUGGCCCCUGGGGCCCACCAGAUCUUCCUCAUCUGUACCUACCCCAAGGGCAACACCUGGAAACAGCACAUUUUUUACUUCCAGUUCAAUUUUUGCGCCCAGUAUCUCAAGGAGGUGAGCCUACAGAGCCGGGAGGAGCCGUUGCAGCUGAAGCUGGACACCUCCAAAAGCAUCUUCUUCAAGCCCACCCGGGUGGGCUGCUCCUCCACCAGCCUCUUCACCUUCCACAACCCCUCGCGUCUGCCCCUGGAGUUUGAGUGGAGGGUCUCCCAGCAGUACCGAAAGAUGCUGACCGCCCAGCCCGCCAGGGGGCUUAUCCAACCCAAUGAGAGCCUCACGCUGACGUGGACCUUCAGUCCCCUGGAGGAGACCAAGUACCUGUUCCGAGUGGGGGUGUGGGUCUGGGAAGCCGGCCUGCCCUCAAACGCUAAGCCCACCACCACCACCCACUACAUUAUCCGGCUGGUGGGCAUGGGCAUCACCAGCACCAUCUCCGCAAAGGAGAAGGAGCUGGACUUUGGGAACGUGGUGGUGAACAACCAGCAGUCCAGGUUUCUGGUGCUCCAGAACGAAGGCAACUGCACCCUCGAUUAUCGCCUGUUCCUGGAGCAGCACAGCCCUGAGAGUAUCAGCAACGACCCCCUUGCUCUUCAGCUGGACCACACAGAGGGGAGCAUGCCACCCUGGUCCCAGGACACCAUCUGCCUGACCGCCUGUCCCAACCACCGGGCCCAGUUCUUCUGGACCAUCAGUUACUCUCUCCUCUCGCACAGAGAUAACAACAUUGGGGAGAAGCGGGAGCUGUGCCGCGUCUUCCUGACGGCCGUGUACCCCUUACUCUCCGUCCUGGAUGUCUGCUCCUUGGGCAGUGCUGGGGGCAUCACCCCCAGGCACCUGUGGUACCUCUUCUCCCUGGACUUGCUCAACAGUUACCUGGAGCGUGACCCCACCCCCGGGGAGCUCAUGUACAAGGUGCCCACCAGGCACAGCACAAGUCCAAUCGCACCCGUCUACACCCCUCUGAAGCUUGACUUCAAUUUUGGGGUAGCGACCAUAGAGGCCCCACCCUCCGUGGUGCUCCUGGCCCUGAAGAACAGCGGAGUGGUGCCCCUGGACUGGGCCUUUCUCUUUCCAAGUGACCUGCAGAUCGACCUGGAGCUAUGGGCAGAGCAGACAGAGUUUGACAGCACCGAGCUGCACCACAUGCGUGUGCAGGACAAUUGCAUAUUCUCUAUCAGCCCCAAGACUGGGAGCCUGAGUCCUGGGCAGGAGCAGGUGGUGGAGCUCAAAUACAGCCACCUGUUCAUCAGCACUGAUCGCCUCCCAGUGCUCUUCAAGGUGUCCCAUGGCCGAGAGAUCCUGAUAAAUUUCAUAGGUGUGACAGUGAACCUGGAGCAGAAGUACGUGCACUUCACCUCCACCGUGCACCAGUUCAUCCCUGUCCGGAUCGGUGACACACUGCCCCCGCGCCAGAUAUAUGAGCUGUACAACGGUGGCUCGGUGCCUGUGACAUAUGAGGUCCAGACCGACAUCCUGUUGCAAGUUCAGGCAAAAAAUUUUGACCACCCCAUCUUCUGCUGCCUCAACCCUGAAGGGGAGAUCCAGCCAGGCACCACCGCUCAGAUCUUGUGGAUCUUCUCACCAAUCGAGGCCAAGACCUACACAGUGGAGGUGCCCAUCCACAUCCUGGGAUGGCACUCGGCCAAAAUCCAAUUCCAGGGAGUGGGCUAUGACCCCCAUGCCUUGGGGGAUACAGCGCCUUUCCACAAUAUCUCCUCAUGGGACAACAGCUCCACACAUUCAAGGCUGAUGGCUCCUGGACAGGAUGUCUUCCUGUCCCAGUCUCAUGUCUCCCUGGGAAAUAUUCCUGUGCAGAGCAAGUGCAGCCGCCUGCUGUUCCUUAACAACAGCUCCAAAAAUGAGACAAUUGUCUUUGCCUGGCAACUGAAGCCUCUAGACUUCGGGGAGGUGUCCGUGAGCCCCAUGAAAGGGAAGGUGGCUCCGGAAGAGACGAUCCCAUUUGUGGUAACUCUGAAGGCCUCAGUGCAUGCCAGUUUCUACAGCAUGGACCUGGUAUGCAAGGUGUACCGGCAGGACCUCCUGAAGGAGUUCCAAAAGGAACUGCAGGAGUGGCAGGAUGAGAAGGUGCGGCAGGAAGUGGAGUUCACUAUCACAGAUAGGAAAGUGAAGAAAAGGGCGUAUUAUGAAGCCUAUGAACCUGUGAGGAGGUACAAGACGCUGCCCCCCAUCAAGAAACAGCAGUCUUUCGAUCCACCCACCAGCUGGAAUCUUAGGAUCCCAAAGGAGGAGACAUCCUGGCCAUGUCCCCAGCCACCCUCGCCAGGCCUGCUCUACUUGGGCCUCACUGCCCGCGCCCAUGCCAUCGACUACUUCCUGGACAACUUCUUCUCUGACUUUCCCCGACACUUCUUGUACCGGAUGCUGCCAAAGAGGACGUGUGUCAGGGAGGAGUCAGAGGCUUCUGAGAAAGAAUCCACUGACACGUGGGCCCCUGUCUCCAAGCAGAAGAAGCAGCUUUUGGUUGACUGUCUCACCACCAUCAUCAGGGGCUUGCUGGAAGAUAAGACCUUCCAUGAAGCCAUGGACCAAAGCCUAGUGGAGCAGAUUCCUUACUUUUGCCAGUUCUGGAGUGAGCAGUCAGCCAGGUUCAUGGCCCAGUCCAGCAGCCUGCACAUAGGACCAGGCCUGUUUCUGUCCUCCAGCAGCUUGGGGGACAAGGAAGGCAAGGAGCAGGAGGAGGACAAAUGGGAUCUGGGGGAGGAAGAUGGGGAAGAGGAGAAGGAAGAAGAGGAAGAGGAGGAAGAGGAAGAGGAAGAAGAGGAAGAAGAAGAGGAGAAAGAGAAGAAAGAGGAGGAAGAGAGCAGCAAAGAGGAUCCUGUGGAGGAUGAAGAGAUGAUGAAGAAGAAGGAAGAGAAGUCGACCUGGACGGAGACCGAAACCACACAGCAGCCUUCGUCCCAGGAGUCCCUGAAAUGGUGGUGGCAGCAGCAGCUGAAGAUCAUAAUGAAGGAGGAGCGAGAGCAGGAUGAGAAGAUGGCCAUCAGCAGGCUCCCGGCUUUCGCCAACCUGCAGGAGGCGCUGCUGGAGAACAUAAUCCAGAACAUCCUAGUGGAGGCGAGCAGAGGGGAGGUGGUGCUCACCUCGCGGCCGCGCGUCAUCGCUCUGCCGCCGCUCGGCAGGAUUCCGACUCUAGACCUGCUGCAGGGGGCGCCCCAAACAGCGGUGCCUCGGCCGGUGCCGCCGCUCCCAGCCGACACUCUGCGGGGGCCAGCGCCCAGCCCCUUCGAUUUGCUUGAUAGGUUCUAACCGGUCCCCUCUCCACCGCCCCACCAGUAAAGCAUCUAGCUUUUUAAUUUUUA